AUGUUGGAAGCGAAGAUUGAACAAGCUGUGGUGUUUAAGCGUGUCCUUGAUGCUAUUAAGGACCUUGUCGAACAUGCCAACUUUGACUGCAACGAGGAGGGCAUCCGUCUUCAAGCGAUGGACAGCUCUCAUGUGGCGCUUUCUGCGGUAGAGCUUCGUGCUGAUGGGUUUGAGGAGUACCGCUGUGACCGGCCCAUGAGCAUUGGCAUGGCCAUUACGAGUCUGACCAAGGUGCUCCGUAGUGCCAACAACAACGAUAUCCUCAAUAUGCGCAAAGCAGACAAUGCGGACAGUCUCCAUCUUAUGUUCGAGGGUGUUAGCUCGGAUCGUAUCGGCGAGUUUGACCUGAAGCUUAUGGACAUCGAUACUGAACAUCUUGGUAUUCCUGACACGGAGUAUGAUGCCGUGGUGAAGCUGUCUUCCAACGAAUUUGCUCGCAUUUGCCGCGAUCUGUCGAAUGUGGGAGAGAGUGUUAAAAUUACUAUCACCAAAGAGGGUGUGACCUUCUCUACGGAGGGCGAGAUCGGUGAUGCUCGUAUGACCUUAAAGCAAGGUUCGGGCUCGAGUGCUCGCUUGGAUGACGAUGACGAGGUUGACCCUCUUGAUGACGAAGAUGGCGAGCGUCUUAGCAAGAAGCGCAAGGCAAGCUCGACUGCCGGAAGCAGUUCGGCUGUCGCCAGUGCUGUGGUUCCCGUGGAGAUCCAGCUUGAAAAGGCAGUGGCGCUCACGUUCAGUGUGCAAUAUCUUGUCAACUUUACCAAGGCUGCACCACUUGCUUCCGCUGUAACGCUUCAUAUGGCUGAUAAAGUGCCUCUAUUGGUCGAGUUUGCCUUCGAGAAUGGUCAUGUGCGAUACUACCUGGCUCCCAAGCUCGCCGAGACUGAUGACGAGUAA
Messenger RNA from Malassezia sympodialis ATCC 42132, 894 nucleotides. RefSeq names its product proliferating cell nuclear antigen (gene POL30). The record is from RefSeq and is a predicted model, not a curated record. Gene Ontology annotation, molecular function: DNA polymerase processivity factor activity; DNA binding. Gene Ontology annotation, biological process: regulation of DNA replication; leading strand elongation; translesion synthesis. Gene Ontology annotation, cellular component: PCNA complex. NCBI's taxonomy places the organism in Eukaryota, Fungi, Basidiomycota, Malasseziomycetes, Malasseziales, Malasseziaceae.